AUGCCGAGGAAGAAGGUUACGCUUUCUUGGAUCGCCCACGACGCCACGCGACGCGUCACCUUCAAGAAGCGGAGGCAGAGUCUGUUCAAGAAGACGAGCGAGCUGGCCACCCUCUGCGGAGUCGACGUCUGCGCCGUCGUCUACAGGCCGGAGGAGGCGGAGCCGGAGGUAUGGCCUUCGCCGGCGGAGGCCAAGCGCGUGUUGGCGCGGCUUAGGGCCGCGCCGGAACCGUACCAGGGCCGCAAGAAGAUGGACCAGGCGGACUUCCUCCGCCUCCGGGUGGCCAAGUUGCAGGACCAGAUCCACCGGCAGCAGCAAGAUAACUGGGAGCUGGAGACCAACCUGCUGUUGCACGAGGUGCUGUCCACCGGCGGGCAGAGGAUGUGCAACACGAGGAUCGAGGAGGCUGCGGAGCUCGUGAGGUUGGUGGAGUUCAAGCUGGUGUUGGUGAGCAGCAGAAUUGAGAGGGAGAAGGCGCGGAUGCUGGUGGAGCCGCCGUGCCCGCUGGUCGAACAGGUGGUGGGAGGGGCGGUGGCGGAGUUUGAGCCAGAUUUACUGACGGAGGAAAACUUAAGUGCAUUGCCAUGGCCAGAACCGUCGGAGGAAGACUUAGCUGAGGCUGCAUUGCCAUUGCCAUGGCCGGAACCGUCGGAGGAAGACUUAGCUGAGGCUGCAUUGCCAUGGCUGGAACUGUCGGAGGAAGACUUAGCUGAGGUUGAGCCAGAACUGACGAAGGAAGACUUAGCUGCAUUGCCAUGGCCAAAACUGACGGAGGAAGACUUAGCUGCGGUACCAUUGUCUUCCAUUGACCCCGAGUCGGCAUGGCUGGAGCUAGAUUACCAUCAAUGGCAGGAUGCGUUCGACCUCUUCAACAACUUCAAUUACUGA
This is a messenger RNA of Zingiber officinale, 888 nucleotides long. RefSeq names its product agamous-like MADS-box protein AGL80. The record is from RefSeq and is a predicted model, not a curated record. Gene Ontology annotation, biological process: positive regulation of transcription by RNA polymerase II. Gene Ontology annotation, molecular function: RNA polymerase II cis-regulatory region sequence-specific DNA binding; DNA-binding transcription factor activity, RNA polymerase II-specific; protein dimerization activity. The transcript has a single exon. Bases 1 to 888 code for a protein of 295 amino acids. NCBI's taxonomy places the organism in Eukaryota, Viridiplantae, Streptophyta, Magnoliopsida, Zingiberales, Zingiberaceae.